Messenger RNA from Vanessa atalanta (red admiral), 513 nucleotides. RefSeq names its product pro-neuropeptide Y-like (gene NPF2). Gene Ontology annotation, molecular function: hormone activity. The record is from RefSeq and is a predicted model, not a curated record. Lineage: Eukaryota; Metazoa; Arthropoda; Insecta; Lepidoptera; Nymphalidae. Gene Ontology annotation, cellular component: extracellular region. The coding region runs from base 57 to 338 and encodes 93 amino acids. The transcript is spliced from 3 exons.
ACUCCGCGAAAACCAUUAAAAAGUUAAUUAACAAGUUCCCUUUGAAUACAGCAAAGAUGCGCGCCCUCCUGUCCGCCAUUUUGCUGCUGUCGGCCAUCUUGCUGUGCGCGUCGCAGGCUCAGUAUCCGCGACCACGUCGUCCCGAACGAUUUGAUACCGCAGAACAAAUCUCCAACUAUUUAAAGGAGUUACAGGAAUAUUAUUCUGUUCAUGGUAGAGGACGGUACGGAAAGAGACAAAUGCAUAUAGCCGAUGCAUCUGUGAUCUUCAGAGAAAUGCCAUUCUUCGAAAACAAUUUGAACGACGACGCCAUGUUUAAAAACCUCGGAUACAAGUAAAAUUACAACAUUUCCCGCCAAUGACUAUCAAACAACGACCCAGACGGUCAUAAUGUUAUUUUAUCUGUGACUUCAAAAAUUAUCAUUGAAAUGUAAAUAUUUAUUUGAAUCCUAUAAUUAAUAAAAUAAUAAAUUAGCCAAAAAUAUGCCAAAUUAUAAAAUAAGCUUCUAACCA